Molecule: messenger RNA, 4802 nt
Organism: Numida meleagris (helmeted guineafowl)
Lineage: Eukaryota; Metazoa; Chordata; Aves; Galliformes; Numididae
Gene: CELF1
Product: CUGBP Elav-like family member 1
Exons: 14
Coding region: 231-1700 (489 amino acids)
Biological process (GO): regulation of alternative mRNA splicing, via spliceosome; mRNA splice site recognition
Cellular component (GO): ribonucleoprotein complex; nucleus; cytoplasm
Molecular function (GO): mRNA 3'-UTR binding
Source: RefSeq, a predicted model, not a curated record
GAAAUGCUUGUUCCACUUUCUAUAUUUGUACAGCAGCAGCAGCUAGCUAGGCAAUGUGGCCUGCCUUGUGUGUGUGCGGCAUUUGCUGAGCAGAAUUGGGAGCCAGGGUCACAGUAUUUGUCGUUAACGUCCAUCUGUCUGUCUGUCUGCGUCUGGGGAGGACUGGCAUUCCGGGUGAAAGAGUGAAGACUGGAAGUGCUAGAGAAGUGCAUCGCUGCAGCUCAAAGAAAAUGAACGGUACACUGGAUCACCCAGAUCAACCUGAUCUAGAUGCUAUCAAGAUGUUUGUGGGUCAGGUCCCACGGAGCUGGUGUGAGAAAGAUUUAAGAGAACUUUUUGAACAGUAUGGUGCUGUCUAUGAAAUCAAUGUCUUGCGAGACAGGAGCCAAAACCCUCCUCAAAGCAAAGGGUGCUGUUUUGUUACAUUUUAUACCCGUAAAGCUGCACUAGAAGCACAGAAUGCUCUUCACAACAUGAAGAUUCUCCCAGGGAUGCACCAUCCUAUCCAGAUGAAACCAGCUGAUAGUGAAAAAAAUAAUGCAGUAGAAGAUAGGAAGUUGUUUAUUGGAAUGAUAUCGAAGAAGUGCAAUGAAAAUGAUAUCCGAGUGAUGUUCUCCCCCUUUGGGCAGAUUGAAGAAUGCAGGAUAUUACGGGGCCCGGAUGGGCUGAGCAGAGGUUGUGCAUUUGUGACUUUUACAACAAGAGCCAUGGCGCAAACGGCAAUCAAAGCAAUGCACCAAGCACAAACCAUGGAGGGUUGCUCUUCUCCCAUUGUGGUAAAAUUUGCAGACACGCAGAAGGACAAAGAGCAGAAACGAAUUGCUCAGCAACUCCAGCAACAAAUGCAACAGAUCAGUGCUGCCUCUGUAUGGGGAAACCUGGCUGGUCUCAACACACUUGGACCGCAAUACUUAGCACUUUAUUUGCAGCUCCUUCAGCAAACAGCAGCAGCCUCAUCUGGGAACCUGAACACGUUGAGCAGCCUCCACCCAAUGGGAGGACUGAAUGCGAUGCAAUUACAGAACCUAGCCGCAUUAGCAGCUGCAGCCAGUGCAGCUCAGAAUACACCAAGUGGCACCGCUGCACUCACCUCCUCCAGCAGUCCCCUGAGUGUGCUCACCAGCUCAGCAGGUUCCUCACCUAGCUCCAGUAGCAGCUCCUCUGUUAAUCCCAUGGCUUCUCUUGGAGCACUGCAGACACUGGCAGGGGCUACAGCAGGCCUGAAUGUUAGCUCUCUGGCAGGCAUGGCAGCUUUAAAUGGAGGACUUGGCAGUGGUGGUCUUUCAAAUGGGACAGGUAGCACAAUGGAAGCCCUCACGCAGGCUUAUUCUGGAAUCCAGCAAUAUGCCGCUGCUGCAUUGCCCACACUCUAUAACCAGAGUCUCUUAACACAGCAGAGUAUUGGUGCAGCAGGAAGUCAAAAAGAAGGUCCAGAGGGAGCCAAUCUGUUUAUCUACCAUCUCCCCCAGGAGUUUGGGGAUCAGGAUCUGCUGCAGAUGUUUAUGCCAUUUGGAAAUGUCGUCUCUGCCAAGGUUUUCAUUGAUAAGCAGACCAAUCUAAGCAAGUGUUUUGGUUUUGUAAGUUAUGACAAUCCUGUCUCUGCACAGGCUGCCAUUCAGUCAAUGAACGGCUUUCAGAUUGGCAUGAAGCGUCUGAAAGUACAGCUCAAGCGCUCUAAGAAUGACAGCAAGCCAUACUGAGCGCCCCUCCCCUCCGGGACUGGAGUGAGAAGGAUCUUUUGGUAAGUUGGAGAGGAGCGCACUUAGUGAUUCGAAGCCCUAAGGCUGUGUUUUUACAGUCCUGGAAGCUGAUCCAUGCCGUUCUAUCUGGCACGUCUUCCCCUGAAGACUCGGCUGCAGCCUCUACUGAGAAUCCUGCUUCGAAUGGAGGACAAGUUUGUGCUUUUGUUUCCAGUGUUUUACUUUGGAGUUUAGGUGCCAUAUCACUGAGUUUUUUUUCCCUUAUUUAAGUUUGCUGUGUUUGUAACCAGUGUGUGUUGAGAAGGACCAAUGCCAGCUCCUUUGGGGGUGGGGAGGUAAGGUCAAAGGGAGCCGCAGAAACUGAAACCACACUGCCUUGAGGUAGAGAAAAGAAGGGGAAGCAGAACUGACACCACACUGCCAUGGGGAGAGGAGAAGGGAAAGCAGAAAUAACACUGAACAGCUGAUGGAAACAAAGAUGAGGAAGGAGAACUGAGUUUAUCUAAGUUUGGGUGAGCAAAGAGCCAACUCCAAAUAGCCUUUGUCAUGUCACACCCAUUCUUUGAUGCUUUCUUAACUCUAUGCCAUGGUGAGGAAUUAAUAAAUCAUCUCUAAAACAGGAGACAGGCUGGAAGGGUGAACACAUUAACGAGCCAAAGGAAAACUGCAGUAUUUCUUGUUUUUUUUUUCUUGCUGUAUAUAAAAUAGUGUGUAUGUAGCACUGUGAAUGUACACAGCACUUUAUAAAAUUCGAUAAUGUCUGCCCAGAAAAUUUCACUAUUUACAGCUGAAUGCUAAUGAGAUGCAGUGGAUUUCACCAUUUUUAAGGAAACUUAUUCUUUAACUAGGUUUAGAGAGACAUAGCUUAGAGUCUGGAUAAAUACGUCUGAGGCUGGAAACAGGAAGCUUUCGAUCUCUGAUAACCUGCAGAAUUUUUUUGCCAGUUUUUUUUCCUAACAAUUCAUUAUAUUCUCCAUUUCUACAGGGUGAUGUCCUUUUUCGGAAUAUUACUUUGAAUUCAUUCUGAUAAGCAUGAUAUGUGCUGUUUGUUUCUCUGUUAAAAUAACUGUUAAGUUGAGAUGCAAAGCACAGUUACCCUAAAACAGCUCUUGAAGCUCCUGCUUUAUACAUGUUUUUAUAGGAUUUGCUUUCUCAGUCUUUCUGUUGCAAAGAUAAUUACCUAUUUAAAAAAACAUAAUCUAAUUUGUGCAGUGAAAUAGUCUAGUAGAUAGGUAUUUCUUUAUACUGCAGUUUUCCUUUAAGGCAGUGUGUACCAGUGCAAAGCAGGGCUAACACACUUUGAAAGCAGAGCAUUGCAACAUGCAGUCUUAUUCCGCAUUUUGGUACCAUUAUCUUUUAUACUGAAGAAAAAUUGAACACAACCCUUCAAUCAACACAUGCUUUUUUUUUUUUUUGCACGGUUGUGAAAUUGCUAGUGCAUUGCUGUAGGGGCCUUAUACCCUGGAUUUUGGGGGCUCAAUGGACUUUUGACACUCUGGCCUGAGUUGUUUUAAGAAAUCAGUGUAGAGUCCUGUGUUAUAACCACCAAAACCCACCUCUGUCACAAGAGAAAGUUUACAAUUUCUGUGUCUUUAACAAAAAUUCAAUUUACCUCAUAUUUUCUCCUUGUCCUUGUUUUCUUUGUAUUUCCAGUUGUUGAUGCUAUUUCCCAGGGCAUGAGCUAUUGCUGCAGCUUGGGAGUCAGCUGCUAAAUAAUGAAUGUGUGGAGUCAGAGAUAGGGUUUGGACUUUCUGUUCUGCUCCAGCAGGAGGAGCACUAAACCCAUCGAACCAUCAUGUUCAGUCUGUGCGCUCACGAGCAGUGGGCUGUUGGGAAUCUAGUGCAUUCCCAUUCUUAAACCUCAGAAGUGCAAGGCCUGACCCAUAGCAUCCAAGAAGAGCCCUUUUCAUUGUUAAAUUGAAAAUCAGUUAGUUGAUGCCUGUAGAUGUUGAUGGCAUACAGACAAACCUAUCAGUAUUAUCCAAAUUAUUUUGUGGUGGCAAAAGUUCAAAGGCCAGAUUGCCAAAUUUCCCAGUUAUGCUGGCAUGUGGUACCCUUCAAUGUUAUUUAUUUGGAUCUCUCUCAAAACGUAAACACUUAAGUGAGCCAUGUACACUUGAAUUCUACACAAUGGGAAAGAUGUGUCCUGGUUUUCUGAGAAGAGAGUGUUGGAGUGUGAAGGCCUCCAGGGUGACGAUGGGAUUUUUUAUAAAUAAUAUACUUUUAAAAAAAAGAAAAAAAAAAAAAGAAAAAAAAUAGUUGGGAGCAGCUGCUCCAGGUGCAACCUGCUGUAACCAAGAAUGUUGUUUCUAUUUUUAUAGAAGUUUUAUACCGCUCCAGGGUGGAGAGUAUUUAUUAUCUAAAUUAUUUCACUGGAAAAAAAAAAAAAGGCCAGGGUUUUGUAGAAUCCUGAAUGUGAUUGUUUUACACUCAUAAUGAUGUGCACAAUUGAAACUACUGAGUGGCCUGUUUGCAGCCCAACAACUGCCAAAUGGGAGACGAAUGCUGUGAACCAGUGGAGGAGAGCACUGUGCUCUGGGGUCUCUACAGUCACUCUUACCUUCUUUGCACCCUACCCCACUGUGCUAUCUGAGAACUUUGUCCUGUUUUUCUUUUAACCUGAUGCUCUGGCCUCUUUAGUAGUCAUUUCAGUUGCCCAAAAUUAGACAUUUUAGCUUUCACAUCCUAUAGCUUGUCCUCAGUGCUGUGACUUACAGAUCAAACUGGGCAUUGUUGCAGAUAGGUGCAACUCCUGUUGUCUUUAGGAGAGUGACCUUUACACUGUUUGGUCAGUGACUCCUCCCAGACAUAACCACCUUAGGUAACUUGGGCUAGCUCUUGUGCCUUACUGGCAUAACUAUAUUAUAAGUAUUGCCAAAAAGGAGAAAAAAAAAAAAAAGCAACUAUGCAGGUUAAAUUCUAAAAUAUGUGAUCCUCAGUUGGUUUGAAUCAAUGUAGUUCUGCUUUCUUCAGUAGAGCUGCAUCAAUUUUCACCAGCUGAAGAUGUUGCCCUUUUUCUGUAUUUGUUUGAGAUUUCCCUUUUUUUGGUGUAUCAGUGUAUAUGUUGCCAAAGCAAAUAAAUGUAUCGAGUUUGUGACUUCA